CCCAAUAAACAAUUUUCAAUAUGGAGGCUCGGGAAGUCAUACGUUUUCUCUCAUACAAAAUGACGGAGUUUCAGCUAUUUGACGAAAUAACGGUGAAUUUGCUGAUAGGGAGCGUAUUUUUACUUGUUGUAUUUACCCUCAUGAUUUACUUCAUUCGCAAAAUACGCAAAAAAGAGAAAGAACCCGUGGCUGUAUCACCAGUCCUUCCCAAGCCAAGAUUUCGUAAGAGAGAUAAAAUGAUUUUCUACGGAAAGAAAAUGCUGCGAAAGGUGAAGCAGUUGUCUGAAGCAAGAGAUGAAGGGUACAGACGCACCAUUAGGAAAAGGCAAAAAGUCAUGUUCAACUUUGCAAAACAGCUGGUCGGAUUCGAUGAGUCCGAGCCUGAGCGUCAGCUAAAAGAGCCCCCCGCGGCGUUUUUGGAGGCAGAUGCGGCGGAAGUGGAUUUCAGCGAGCCAAGACUUCCGCCGGAAGUCAUAUACAUGCUCAAAAGCGUCAGGGUGUUCGGCCACUUCGAGAAGCCGCUUUUCUUUGAGCUGGUCAAGUACAUCGAGACUAAGUUUGUACCCGCAAAUGCAUUGCUCUUCAGACAGGGUCAUGUUGAUGACUCGAUCUAUGUUGUUCAGAGCGGGAAAUUACGGGUCUCGCUUGUAGAAAAGGAUGGUACUGAGCUGCCGAUGAAGGAUGUUAGCCAGGGAGACAGUCUACACAGCGUGCUUAGUAUAUUGGACCUGCUAACGGGUCACCCAAUGCCAGUCCCGCAGAUUCGCGCCAGAGCACUUGUUGACACACACGUACUAAGGCUACCCGGUAAAGCUUUUCAGGAGGUGUUUGAGCAAAAUCCAGAAUCACUGGUUCGUGUUGUACAGAUCAUCAUUCUUCGCCUACAACAAGUCACAUUCACCGCGCUCCAUGGCUUCCUGGGACUCAGCUAUGAGCUCAUCAGCUCGAGCACUCCAUCAUCGCGACGUAUUCAACCUUCAGGCACGACCUCGAGAACGCGACCCGUCGACACCACAGAAAGCCCGCGCGGGGCCUUGAAAAAGCCGCAGACCUUAGAAACUGCGGGCGCGGACGCGAGUAAUGGCAGCAGUGCAGCUGCAAGUCCGGACAGUGGGCUGGCUAGUUUUUCCGCGGGCUCAGAUCCUAAAGUAUCAGCUCCCGGCAACUCAGACGACCAUUCACCAUCCAAACCCAUCCCCGUGGGGGGUAAGGUGCUCAGACGCAGUGUCAGCUUCACCGAACCCGACACCUCCCCCCAUCGUAAACAGCCUAUUGGCCGCUGCAACUCGCUUACGUACAUGUCGCGCUGGGCCGCCGCAUGCGACUCUACCCAGGACUCCGCGAACGCUGAAGGAUCAUAUCGAUCACCCAACGACUUUGACGCGGCCUGUGGCCGAGCGCGUGUCGUCACCCUCGGAGAGCCAUCGGGAGCGAGUCGCAGCGCAACGUUUGAAUGUGGUAGCGAUUCGGAGCCGAGUCCUACUUCGCUGGAUGCACGGUUUGACUUCGCCACCGGCGGACUAUCAAUGGAAGUGGAUGAGGAUGAUGAACUACUACAAACAGCGACGAGGGAGAUCGCCAAGAAACUAGAAAUACCGGUGGAGUCGCUCGAGAGCAGGGUGAAUAUCGCUGUUAUCCCAUCCGGGACAUUCCUAAUCCACCAAGGAGAUCAUGAUGUGAACCUCCAUUUUGUCUUGACGGGCGCACUAGAAGUGACUCAGAGAAGCAUGAGUGAGGCAAAGGAUAGGUAUGAUGAUGUCCUGUACACGGCUGUGCCAGGGGAGUUUCUUGGGGAGAUGGCGGUGAUCACGGGCGAGCCAUCCUUCUUCUCGGCCAAAGCCAUCAACCAGUGCCACGUGGCCAUCAUCACCAAGACGAUAUUCUACAGCAUUAUGCGUGAGAGACCGCGUGUCAUCUUGAAUGUUGCAUGCUCCCUGGUACAGCAUCUCUCACCCUUCCUGAGGCAGAUUGACUAUGCGCUCGACUGGAUGCACAUCGAGGCUGGCAGAGCUGUCUACAGGCAAGGCGAGCAGUCAAACUGCAUCUUCAUCGUGCUGAACGGCCGCUUAAGGUCCGUCGUCACGCUAGAGGAUGGCAAGAAGGAGCUGGUCAGCGAGGCGGGCAGAGGAGAGCUUAUCGGCCUGGUGGAAGUCUUGACCCAGUCACCCAGGGCAACAACAGUACACGCUAUCCGCGACACCGAGAUAGCUGUGAUUCCGGACGGACUGCUCAACACAAUCAAGCGCUACUUCCCCCAGGUCGUGUCACGUUUGAUACACUUACUCGGUGAACGCUUACUCGGCCAGUACAGGCGAGGCGUGGGACGUACAGAGACGCUACUAGAGAACCACCGCCCCGUGGAUAACCAGAUAUUCGGAGGGUCCAACCUGGGCACGGUGGCGGUCAUACCAGCCUCCACGAGCGUGCCGCUAUCUAACUUCAGCUUUGAGGUCAGCCUUGCUCUACAGGCCAUAGGUCCCACUCUUCUCUUGACUAGCAACUUCGUCCGCAACACACUUGGCAGUUCUGCUCUCGAUAGUAUCAAUGAGUAUCGCCUGGCGAGCUGGCUGGGCCAGCAAGAGGAUCUGCAUCGCAUGGUGCUAUACCAGGCAGAUACCUACAUGUCCGCCUGGACAAAACGGUGCAUCCGACAGGCGGACUGCAUCUUGAUCGUGGGCUCAGCUGACGAGGAUCCAGCUGUAGGUCAGCUCGAGCUGCAGUUGGAGGGCCUGCAGGUGCGUGCACAGAAGGAACUAAUUCUCCUCCACCGCACGGUAGACAGUAGUCACCGGAUAUCGGGAACCGUGCACUGGCUCAAUGCACGCGGCUGGAUCUCUGCACACCAUCACGUCCGUUGUCCAAAAAAGAUUUUCAGUAAGCGGUUCCUGGCGGACCGGUACGCCCGGAGUCCGGCCUCCUACAACCUCCCAGCGAGGAGUUCUGACUUCGCCCGUCUGGCGCGUCGCCUGACUGGUACGUCUAUCGGGCUGGUUCUGGGCGGUGGAGGUGCCAGGGGAUUAUCACAUGUGGGUGUAAUCAAGACCCUAGAAGAGAAUGGGAUUCCUGUGGAUAUGGUGGCCGGGACCAGUAUGGGGGCCUUUGUCGGAGCUGCGUUCGCAGAGUAUGGGGACGUCACCAAGAUGACGCAGAAGGUCCGCGAGUGGUCAUGGGACAUGAACUCAAUGUUCACCAAGAUUCUCGACCUGACCUAUCCCUUCACUUCCAUGUUCUCGGGUAGUGGCUUUAAUGCCAGCAUCCGCAGCUCAUUUGGAGAGCGUCAAAUCGAGGAUCUGUUACUCCCCUAUUUCUGUAUAACUACAGAUAUCACCUCGUCGCGCAUGCGUGUGCACACAGACGGAUCCCUGUGGCGGUAUGUCCGGGCCAGCAUGUCUCUGUCCGGUUAUCUUCCUCCGCUCUGUGAUCCUAAAGACGGCCACCUCCUGCUGGACGGAGGCUACGUCAAUAAUCUUCCAGCGGAUGUGAUGAAGAAGAUGGGUGCCCAGACGAUCAUUGCGAUCGACGUCGGCUCCGAGUAUCACGGCGAACUCAUGAACUAUGGGGACCAGCUGUCAGGGUGGUGGCUACUCUGGAACCGGUGGAAUCCCUUCGCUGAAACCGUCAGGAUCCCGGAUAUGGCUGAGAUUCAGUCGCGGUUGGCGUAUGUGUCGUGUGUGCAACAGUUGGAAGAAGUUCGAGAAAGUUCGAACUACGAGUACAUCAGACCGCCUAUUAACAGGUUUAAAACUCUAGACUUCGGCCUUUUCGACGAGAUCGUGGAGGUUGGUUACCAGCACGGCAAGACAGUCAUCGGGGAGUGGACUAAGAAAUCACGCUUACAAGAAAUACUGCAAGAGCAGCCGAGCAGAACGCAUAUCCACCCCACUGAAAAGCCUCAUAGUUCACACAAACACGGCAAAUCGUUUUCUGACCUUGCCGAGAAGAUCUCCCGCAUCGAGCCCCCUGUACGAAGUCUAUCGUAUGAGGACUGGCGUCCGUACGGCCGUGAUUCCGAAGUCAUCUACGGCUCGAGCGCGCCCGAGACACGGAACAUGUUCCGAGGGAUUUCCGAAGACGAGGACGACGACGAAGAGGUCCCGUUGAAUUAUCGACCGCGUACCGGCUCGCUGUCAGAGCAUGAGGACUUGCUGGAGCUGAAGGCCCAGGCACGCGCGGUAGCGGAAUUCGAGCGCAAGGCUGGGCUCGGUUCAUUCAGCGCUGACGAGGCGGGAUAUGAAUCUGACGAUAUUCACCUGCGCAAGAGGACAGGACCUCAAGUCAUCCGAGCUGAUUCAACGCCGUAAGCCCGAGCUGAUUCACUGAUUCAAUGUUGCCCAGCCACCACAAGAACGUUGAGAGAGAUGCUUUUGUAUAACAGGGAAUGCAAAUACGAUGACAUUGCCUGGGAACAUUUGGGGGGGGGGGGGGGGGUUCGAUACCCAGAUCUAAGUAAUAGCCAUCGCUUGGUUUGAUAUUCAAACGUAAUGAUUUUCAGGUAGAGUAGCUAUCACUUAGGGGACUAGCGUGAAAUCCCACUCUCUUUGUUCACUCUAUGCAGUACCUAGUAAUGGCUUAGUGAAUGUUCUUAGUAGAGCUGUCUAGUCCCUGGCAUGCUGAUUGGGUUUCCUGUGGUGGGAUAGUGUGACGUCACAGGUUGAAUAAAACAGAGAGAACGGGAUGAGCCUUGGUUGUAAGGCUGACAUUAUUAGGUAUUGCCCUUUCGCGUCUCCUUUUGUGUGGUAACAAUUUGGUUUCUAAAAGAGUGCAUUUUUUUUUGCUUGGAAGAGUAUAUUAUUUUUAAAGAAAUUUGUGAAAAUGUAAUAUAAUUAAAUGAUUGGGUUUAUGCAAA
Molecule: messenger RNA, 4846 nt
Organism: Nematostella vectensis (starlet sea anemone)
Lineage: Eukaryota; Metazoa; Cnidaria; Anthozoa; Actiniaria; Edwardsiidae
Product: patatin-like phospholipase domain-containing protein 7
Exons: 42
Coding region: 21-4301 (1426 amino acids)
Biological process (GO): phosphatidylcholine metabolic process
Cellular component (GO): endoplasmic reticulum
Molecular function (GO): phosphatidylcholine lysophospholipase A1 activity
Source: RefSeq, a predicted model, not a curated record